Talaromyces rugulosus is the source of this 1854-nucleotide messenger RNA. RefSeq lists its product as uncharacterized. Gene Ontology annotation, cellular component: centrosome; kinesin complex; spindle. Gene Ontology annotation, biological process: microtubule-based movement. Gene Ontology annotation, molecular function: ATP binding; ATP hydrolysis activity; microtubule motor activity. Bases 1 to 1854 code for a protein of 617 amino acids. Lineage: Eukaryota; Fungi; Ascomycota; Eurotiomycetes; Eurotiales; Trichocomaceae. The record is from RefSeq and is a predicted model, not a curated record. The transcript has 3 exons.
AUGGACAGAUUUUACCUCGAAAAUGCGGCUCAAUACCGCAACAUGGUCCAGGCGUUCAACACCACGCCGGUGCCACGGCCAAAAGAGUCAGCCUCAGAGACAACAAGCCCAGAAAUGAUUGUCAGUGCCAGGAUCCGGCCUCUGCUGGACGAGGACAUUGCUGCUGGGUUUCCAUGUGCUGUCUACCCACGGUCUGCGCAAAUCGGCGAGGCUGGUGUGGUAGACAUUCACGAUCUCUAUAAUCACCCGAGGGGGCGGCCUAUACUCAAGUCCUUUAAAUACAAGGUGGACAGACUAUUCAACUCACAGGCAACCACCGAAGAGAUUUACGAAGAUGCCGUAGAACAUCUUGUUCCGUUUGCCUGGAAUGGCGGUAUUGGAACUUUUUUCGCCUAUGGCCAGACAGGCUCCAGCAAAACUUUCACCGUCAGCCAUUUAGAAAAACUCGUGACCGCAUCCUUGAUGGACGGCAGUCUCGAGGGCCAAAGGGAAAUGUACAUGACCAUCAUCGACCUCGCCGGAAACUCGGCCUACGACUUGCUUAGCUCCCGAAAACCCAUCUCAAUUCUUGAAGAUUCCUUUGGAGUGACUCAACUGGCCGGGGUAACCGAGCACCCGGUAAAGGACCGAGACGAAGUGAUGGAUUUAAUUGAACGAGCUGCAUCCUUCAGACGGACUGCACCGACCCUGAAGAAUGACGCUUCGUCUCGCUCACACGGUAUCUGUCGCAUUCGUAUCAGAAACCCAGCUACAGGGUCAGAUGGACUUUUGUAUCUGGUUGAUCUAGCCGGGUCCGAAGCUGCUCGCGACGUCGCAGUUCACGGAGCUGACCGCAUGCGCGAGGCGCGUGAGAUCAACAUGAGCCUGUCAGUGUUGAAGGACUGCAUUCGCGGUAAGGUCGAGUCAGAUGCCAUCGCAUUGUCGGACAUGCCCAAGUCAAAGCAGAAAAAGCCGCGUGUGCCGUUCCGGCAAAGCGCACUGACAAAGGUCUUGAAACACGUUUUCGACCCUACUGGCCGCCGAGCCUGCAAGACGGUUGUUAUAGCCUGUGUAAAUCCAAGUCUGGCUGAUGUGUCGCCAAGUAAAAAUACCCUGCGAUAUGCCGAAAUGCUGCGUGUUCUGGUUCCGACGAGCACAGCUCCCAAGGAAUCUAACCCAAUGGCUCCCAUGGCUUGGACGAAUGCACAAGUAAAAGCCUGGAUAAGUAGAAACUCAGGUGUCCCUCCAAUCGACUCUGCUGUGCUGGCUCCUACGGAGUCAGGCGCUCAACUACUUCGCCUGCCAGCCGUUAACUUUGAACGGCGAUGCUUAAAGACACCCGGUGUCAGCACGCAGCAGGCAAAAGCGUUUAGGUCAAAGUUGUGGCAAAUGCAUGUUGACUCACAGCGUGCCGGCGACAAGUCGAAUACAACGCAGUCAAACUCCAACGGGUCGACUGACCCUGACACCAUACUUUCUCGGCUCGUAUCGUCGAGCCGAGACUCCAAUCCCACCGCCUCAGAAAUACCAUUCAAAGAUCGCAUUCGCCCGAGCAUGGUUGUUAGCUGGAAUGAGCAGCCUGGUCAUGACUCCAAGAUCGACAUCCCUGGUGACAUUAAAUUGGCUACCAUACUUUGUCCUGUUGCAGCGGUACAAGAAACCGCCAAGGGAGCCUUUGAGCAGGCAUUGGAUCUUACGGGAAGGGAUACGAGUAAUGGCACGCAGUAUUUGUGCGCGCUAAUAACGCCGGGGCAAACGCCAGAUUCUUAUGAGCUCAAUCUAUGGCGACAGAUUAUCAUCGAUGUGAGUAUGAUGGAAAAUGAAGUUAUCCUUGAGUAUGAUGCGGGGACCAGGUACUACUAUAUGUCUGUUUAG